AUGAAGUUCACCCUGGGCCUGGGGUCGCGGGCGUGGAGAGUGUCUUGGGAGCUGACGGCAGCGGCGGCGGCAGGCCCUGGGGCGGGCGGCGGCGCUCUCGGCAGCGGCGCACAGCGGGUCUCCAGCCCGCGGCCGGGCCGCCGCGGCUCUCGGCUCGCGCGCGCCCUCCCUCUAUGUAUCUCAGGCGGCGGCGGCGCCCGAGUUCUCCCGGACUGCGCCGGGCCGAGGCCGGGCCGCCCCGGCUCCAGGCAGCUGGCUGGCCCGAGCGCUAUGGAGCAGACGUACGGCGAGGUGAACCAGCUGGGCGGCGUGUUUGUCAACGGCCGCCCCCUGCCCAACGCCAUCCGCUUGCGCAUUGUGGAGCUGGCGCAGCUGGGCAUCCGACCCUGUGACAUCAGUCGGCAGCUUCGCGUAUCCCACGGCUGCGUGAGCAAGAUCCUGGCGCGCUACAACGAGACAGGCUCCAUCCUGCCCGGGGCCAUCGGGGGCAGCAAACCCCGCGUCACCACCCCGAACGUGGUCAAGCACAUCCGGGACUACAAGCAGGGAGACCCUGGCAUCUUUGCCUGGGAGAUCCGCGACCGGCUGCUGGCCGACGGCGUCUGCGACAAGUACAAUGUGCCCUCCGUGAGCUCCAUCAGUCGCAUCCUGCGCAACAAGAUUGGCAACCUGGCGCAGCCCGGGCCAUACGAGGCAAGUAAGCAGCCACCGCCGCAGCCUGCGUUGCCCUACAACCACAUCUACCAGUACCCCUACCCCAGCCCUGUGUCGCCCUCGGGCGCCAAGAUGGGCAGCCACCCCGGGGUCCCGGGCACAGCGGGCCACGUCAGCAUCCCGCGUUCAUGGCCCUCGGCACACUCGGUCAGCAACAUCCUGGGCAUCCGGACGUUCAUGGAGCAAACAGGGGCCCUGGCGGGGAGCGAAGGCGCCGCCUACUCCCCCAAGGUGGAAGACUGGGCGGGCGUGAACCGCGCGGCCUUCCCCGCCACCCCAGCAGUGAAUGGGCUCGAGAAGCCUUCUUUGGAGGCGGACAUUAAAUACACUCAGUCGGCCUCCGGCCUCUCCGCUGUCAGCAGCUUCCUCCCGGCCUGCGCCUACCCGGCCUCCAACCAGCACGGCGUGUAUGGCGCGCCGGGUGGCGGCUACCUCGCCCCGGGCCCGCCGUGGCCGCCGGCGCAGGGCCCUCCGCUGGCGCCCCCCGGGGCCGGCGUCGCAGUGCACGGCGGGGAGCUCGCGGCAGCAAUGACCUUCAAGCAUCCCAGCCGAGAAGUGGCCGACCGGAAGCCACCCAGCCCUGGCGGCAAGGCCCCGGACGCGCUCGGUAGCUUGCACGGACUGCCCAUCCCAGCCUCGACCUCCUAG
This is a messenger RNA of Cynocephalus volans (Philippine flying lemur), 1362 nucleotides long. It is a transcript of the gene PAX1, whose product is annotated as paired box 1. The record is from RefSeq and is a predicted model, not a curated record. The transcript has 5 exons. Gene Ontology annotation, molecular function: RNA polymerase II cis-regulatory region sequence-specific DNA binding; DNA-binding transcription factor activity, RNA polymerase II-specific. Gene Ontology annotation, biological process: regulation of transcription by RNA polymerase II; anatomical structure development. Bases 1 to 1362 code for a protein of 453 amino acids. Lineage: Eukaryota; Metazoa; Chordata; Mammalia; Dermoptera; Cynocephalidae.